GUUAAUUACACCAAACAUCACAAAUUGUAACUUUUGUUCUAAAUUAGUCUUUGAACUUCAAACUAUGUUAAUUAAAUAUUUAAAUUAUCGAUGUUAUAUCAAUCAAGUUCUUUCGUAUUAUAAAAGUGUUAAUUUAAUUAUUAAAUGUCAUUUCACGUGAUAACACAUGUUAUUAGUAAUAGCAUUGUUGGUAUUACGCUAUGCUGAGUUAUUCAAGAAAGGAAUUAUACAUGUCAUGAUGUUGCUUGCGUUUUAGUUCAGUUGGUAUUAGUAUUAUUAUUAAUGUAGAAGGAUGCGAGUUUGAGCAUCUUGAAACACAUUUAUGCUCCUAUUUAAUAGUUCAGAAAGGAUUAUAGGUAACACAUUUAUCCUCCUAUAGUAUAUCAAUGAUUUUAGUAAGGAAAGGACCUUAUAUCUAUAAUUUAAGGAUGUAAUUAAAAUAUUGAUUAUUAAUGAUGUAUAUUUUAUAUCUAUUGAUUGAAUUCUAUAAAUUUUGUUGAAGCUGUAUUCCUACGGUGAAGUUGUUUUUUCUUUUUAAUUGUCACAAAAGGAAAUUCUACCAGCUUUAGAUGAACACACAGGAAGAAUAAGCUAGUAGAAUGUUUUUUGGUUUAAAGUAAAAGUAUAAAAGGAAUAGGAUUGUUGAGGAUUAUGCUAUGCCAAUGUGAUUAAGUAAGGAAUUAAAAAAUAUAAUGGUGGUUUCUUUACGCUAUACUGAAGUGUUCCAAGUAUGAAACUAUAUAUGGUAGGUGAGUUGAAUGGAGGAUAUGCAAGCAAGUAACUAACAGGUAUGGCAUUUAGUAAAUUUCUUAAUUUGCAGCAUUUUUUUUCUUGAGCUUGGAAUGUUUCAAGCUAAUUAAUUCAAUUUUGUUUGGUGUUUUCAGGAAGAAAUAGAUCAGCAAAAAUGGGAUCAUCGAUAGACAUCAUGCUUAUUUCCUCUUGUGAACCUCAGGAGCCUGAAGAGAACAUCACUCACAUGGAUGCUUUGUUGUACAAGGAAGCAGUUGUACAAGGAAGCAGCAAAAAGCAGAAUUGAAGAAUUCCAUGGUGACCCAGAGCUUCAACUUGAGUCUUUAAAGACCCCAAACCAUGACAACGUGCUCCAUGUUAACUUGGCAACCCCCGAGUAUUAUGCAAACUUUUAUAUUGGAAUUCUGUCAAGCAGAUACUUGCCCUUAUUCUAUUUAUUCUUCCGUUCGUUUUUGUGGAUUUCCAUUGACAAAAAAAACAGUAAAAAAAGAUCAAAUUUUAUCGAACAAAUUCUUGUUAAGUGUCCGUCACUGCUACUCCAAAAGAAUGCUAAAGGUCAAACUCCCUUACACGUUGCAGCAAGGAAUGGACAUUCUGCCAUCGUGAAACUUCUAAUCAGGUCUUGCGCAAAAGCUAGAGACGGAGAUUUAGAGAAGCUGGGAAUGGAUCAUGUAAAUGCAGUCAGAGAGAUGCUGAGGAUUACGGAUCAGGAAUCCGACACGGCUUUACAUGUAGCAGCACAGUAUGGCGAUGUUGAAAUGGUGGAAGGAUUGUUGGAGCUUGAAGACCCUGAUUUUCCGUAUUCUGCCAACAAAAACCAGAAGACUCCACUUUACUUAGCAGCUGAGAUAGGAAACAGGGGCGUGCUGAGUGUAUUAUUAAAUAAAUCGAAAUCAACUGGUCAGGGGGGGCCCCACGGUAGAACAGCUUUGCAUGCAGCAGCUAUGGCUGAAGAUGCAGAGGCAACAAAGAUAAUAUUAAAGAAGAAAGGGAAUCUGACAAAGGAAAGAGAUGAAGAUGGGCACACCCCUCUUCAUUAUGCUGCACACAAAGGUUGCAGUUCUGUUGUGGAAGAACUGUUAAAAUGGGAUGCAUCAGCUGCCUACGUAUGUGAUAGAAAGUGGGAGAUGACACCCCUUCUUAUGGCAGCCAGGCAAGGCCAUUUACAAAUAUUACGAAAGAUUCACUCUUUUUGUCCAGAUUGUUGUGAAAAGGUGGACAAGAGAGGUUGGAAUUUACUUCAUUAUUUGGCUUUUAGAGUCUAUCAUCCUAGUAUAGCAGUUUUCUCUUUCACACUUAGUCGGAUGGAAUGUGCAUCAAUUAGAAAUCUAAUGGACUGGAAAGAUGCCCUUGGAAUCACACCUCAUCAAGUUUAUGAUGCAUAUCGACCUAGGAUCGCUAGAGCGAGGAAAUUUUUUGAGAACAGUGGGCAGAAAGAGAAAAAGAAGCAAAUUGCAGAAUUGUUGAAAGAUAUUGCAAGUGAAGAAGUAGCGGAGUGCCCGGUUUCACACUUUUCCUUACCGACUGUUUCUGCAGAAAGCUUGGAUAAGACAAGAGAUGCUCAUUUAGUAGUGGCAGGACUUAUAGCCACCAUCACAUUCGCAGCGGCAAUAACUGUUCCUGGUGGUUUGCAGACUGAAAAAGGGUCAGAACGAGGCACUCCCCUUUUGAUUGAUGUGGCAGCCUUCAAAGCAUUUGUUGUAACAAAUGCAAUAGCCUUUAUUCUCUCUGUUUCUGCCCUCUCCAUCCACUUUGAGAUUGUGGAUCUUCUUUUAUCAAAACGAAAUUUUUGGAGACCUGAUAUGUUUGUAUCUCGAGCUCGGUCCGUUUCUAAUCUCCUUGGUCGUGCAGUGAUUGCGAUGGUAAUUGCUUUUAGCACGGGUAGUUAUGUGGUUUUAAAACCUUCCCAUGGACUUGCCAUCGCUUCAUGUUUCAUCGGCCCUGCUUUUUUUUUACUGUUUUACUAUUAACAAUCACAAGCUUUGGUGGAGAUGUCUGUGAUAAUAAAGAAUU
Molecule: messenger RNA, 2763 nt
Organism: Gossypium raimondii (Peruvian cotton)
Lineage: Eukaryota; Viridiplantae; Streptophyta; Magnoliopsida; Malvales; Malvaceae
Product: ankyrin repeat-containing protein ITN1
Exons: 3
Coding region: 981-2720 (579 amino acids)
Cellular component (GO): plasma membrane
Molecular function (GO): protein phosphatase 1 binding; protein phosphatase regulator activity
Source: RefSeq, a predicted model, not a curated record